Westerdykella ornata is the source of this 1176-nucleotide messenger RNA. RefSeq names its product cinnamyl alcohol dehydrogenase. The record is from RefSeq and is a predicted model, not a curated record. NCBI's taxonomy places the organism in Eukaryota, Fungi, Ascomycota, Dothideomycetes, Pleosporales, Sporormiaceae. The transcript has 2 exons. The coding region runs from base 1 to 1176 and encodes 391 amino acids. Gene Ontology annotation, biological process: alcohol metabolic process. Gene Ontology annotation, molecular function: alcohol dehydrogenase (NADP+) activity; zinc ion binding.
AUGCCUCGGAUAACCAAACAACCGCUAGAACUACUCGCAACAUCAGACAACGCACUCCCCAAACUCCACCACCACCUCCAACAUGUCCAUCCCGACCAAUUCCACGGCUGGCUCGGCCACGACCCGUCCUCCGCCCAAGGCCACCUCCACUGGCAACCCUUCACCCCAAAGCCCUUCACACCCACGGACAUCGACAUCAAAAUCACCCACUGCGGCAUCUGCGGCUCCGACAUCCACACCCUCCGCUCAGGCUGGUCCCCGACACACUACCCCAUCUGCGUCGGCCACGAGAUCAUCGGCCACGUCGUGCGCGCCGGCGCCGCCGUAUCCUCGCGCUUCGCCAUCGGCGACCGCGUCGGCGUCGGCGCGCAGGCCAUGAGUUGUCUGCGCGACGACUGCGACGACUGCGCCUCGGGCCAGGAAAGUUAUUGUCCCAGGAGCGUGGGCACGUAUAAUGGGCGGUACCUCGAUGGGAGCUGGAGUUCCGGCGGGUACGCGGAUUACGUGCGCGUCCCGGGCCACUUUGUCGUCAAGAUCCCCGAGGCGCUGGCGUCGCUGCAUGCGGCGCCCAUGAUGUGUGCGGGUAUUACGGUGUGGGCGCCACUGAGGCACAAUGGCGCGGGGCCGGGGAAGCGCGUGGGGAUCGUCGGGAUGGGAGGGUUGGGCCACUUCGGCGUCAUGUUCGCAAAGGCAAUGGGUGCGGAGAAGGUGGUUGCGAUUUCGCGGCGAAGGAACAAGGAGGCGGAUGCGAGGGCUAUGGGGGCCGAUGACUACAUUGCGACGGCCGAGGACGACAAGUGGGAAAGGAAACAUAGCCGGUCGCUGGAUCUCAUCGUUUCGACCGUGUCGUCGCCGGAUAUGCCGCUCGCGGGGUAUUUGCGGUUGCUGAGGUCCAAGGGCCAGUUCAUUCAGGUCGGGGCGCCCGAGGAUAAGUUGCCCGGUAUUCCGGCGUUUGCGCUCAUUGCCAAAGGCUGCAAGAUUGGGGGAAGUUCGAUUGGGAGUCCCAGGGAGAUUGCCGAGAUGUUGGAGUUUGCGGCCGAGAAGGGGAUUAGGCCGUGGGUGGAGGCGAGGAGUAUGAAGGCGGCGAAUCAAGCGGUUGUGGAUAUGGAGGAGGGGAAGGCGAGGUAUAGGUAUGUGCUGGUCAAUGAGGAGCGGGCGGAUCAGGCGAAGUUGUGA